AUGUGGAGCUUCAUCAAACCAAAGCUGAAGUCUUCAUCAGAGGAGGAUCUUUUGUCCACGGUCACUCAGCAGGAGCACCCUCUGCUGGGACAGACGUUCUUCAUGUUACAUCCCUGUAAAACAAACACCUUCAUGAGACCAGUGCUGCAGGCGGCUCAGAGAGAGAACAGAGCAGUGAACUAUGUGCUGACGUGGCUCAGCGUGGUGGGACCCCUGGUGGGUCUGGAGGUUCCUCUAGAAUACUGCUCAGGUUCUAGACCAGACCAGACCUGA
Molecule: messenger RNA, 273 nt
Organism: Knipowitschia caucasica
Lineage: Eukaryota; Metazoa; Chordata; Actinopteri; Gobiiformes; Gobiidae
Source: the annotation of a GenBank genome assembly